CGGGCUCAAAUUAUCAUUUUCUUUGAUUGUUAUAAGCAACUUCUCCUUCAAUUGACCCGUGCAUCCAAAGAUUUGCCAAAAAUCCACGGCUUAUCAUGAGCAAAAAUUACCAAAGCGUUCCUCAAGAGGAACCUAUAGAAACUAAUGCUGGACCUGCUCAGGCUCCUCCUUCCUACGCUGAACUUGGAGAAGCAAAUGAUACUGCAAUUCCUUCUGUGGAGGAAACUUUUAAAGAUACAAGGCCCGUGGCCGAAUGUAGUCGGACCAUCCGAAUGGCUUUUUUGAGAAAAGUAUAUGCAAUUCUAUCUGCUCAGCUCUUUGUUACAGCUUUAUUUGGUGGUAUAUUUUAUUUGGAACCAACAUUGUCUCUUUGGGUAAAGAAUCACCCUUGGUUUUUACUGGUCAAUUUCUUUGUGUCUCUAGGCGUCCUUUUCGGCCUUAUCUUGAAGCCCUAUUCGUAUCCUCGAAAUUACAUUUUCCUUUUCACGUUCACGGCUUUGGAAGGCCUUACCCUAGGUACUGCCAUAUCUUUCUUCUCAGCUCGCAUCAUAUUGGAAGCCGUGUUUAUUACCCUUGGAAUCUUUGUGGCUCUUACCGCUUUUACCUUUCAAUCAAAGUAUGACUUUAGUCGUUUGGGAGGAUUUCUCUAUAUUUCAUUAUGGACUCUUGUUUUGUCUCCGUUAGUUUUUAUGUUCAUGCCUUCCAUGCCCUUGGCCGAAUUGGCUUUCGCUGGUUUUGGUACACUUGUCUUUUGCGGUUACAUCUUAUACGACACUCACAAUAUCCUUCAUCGUUAUUCUCCGGAAGAAUUUAUCAUGUCCAGUCUGAUGUUAUACCUUGACUUUAUCAACUUGUUUGUUCGCGUUUUGCAGAUUGUCGGUAUGCUCCAAGAUGACGAUCGUUAGAAAGCUUUUGUUACAGCGAUUUUUGUAGCCUACUGUCCUUUGAUUCCAUUUGGGUCCUUUUCAUUCGAAAUCUCUCGAUGAAGUUGAACAGUGAUAAAGAUCAUCAGUUCUUUCAUGGAAAAACUGACGAAAAAUGAAUGAGACUGGACUAAAAUUCUUCCUUUGAAAGCAAAAAACAUUAUUGAUCAGCUACACAAAAAAAAGCCACCAUUUACUUAUAUAUUGGCACUAAAUUUACUUUCUACCUUAUUUAUUUAAACUGCUACGUUUGUUUUUCGUAAUCAUAUUUAACUUACUAGAAAAAAAGAAAUUUCUGUUGGAAUAAAUUUCCUGUCAAUAUACUAAUUUUCAUCUUGUUACAAGCA
Molecule: messenger RNA, 1270 nt
Organism: Schizosaccharomyces octosporus yFS286
Lineage: Eukaryota; Fungi; Ascomycota; Schizosaccharomycetes; Schizosaccharomycetales; Schizosaccharomycetaceae
Exons: 1
Coding region: 96-905 (269 amino acids)
Cellular component (GO): membrane
Source: RefSeq, a predicted model, not a curated record